This is a messenger RNA of Torulaspora delbrueckii, 351 nucleotides long. RefSeq names its product U2 snRNP complex subunit MSL1 (gene MSL1). The record is from RefSeq and is a predicted model, not a curated record. The transcript has a single exon. Gene Ontology annotation, molecular function: mRNA binding. Gene Ontology annotation, cellular component: cytosol. Lineage: Eukaryota; Fungi; Ascomycota; Saccharomycetes; Saccharomycetales; Saccharomycetaceae. The coding region runs from base 1 to 351 and encodes 116 amino acids.
AUGUCUGAACGUCAAACCAAGAAGCAGAAGCUUUCUACGAGUUCGGAUGGCUCGCGCAGCAUAGAAACGGACGAUAAACUUGGGAACCAGCCCAAACAUACGCUUUAUGUGAACAACUUGAGUGAUCACAUCGAUAUCAAGCGUUUAACAACGAACUUGUACCUCCUAUUUUCGAUCUACGGCGAGGUCAUCAAGAUAACAGUCAACCCCAGACGUCAGAGGGGUCAGGCAUUUAUCACUAUGAAAAACAUUGAUGAAUCGAAUCUGGCAAUCAUAUCCUUGAACAAUGAGCCAUUUUUCGGCAAACCGCUUCAUGUCAGCUUUAGCAGAGAGGAGACUAUCAAUAUUUGA